AUGUCUUCGGGAUUUUCCGCAAACCAGUUUGACGGCGCCUUCAAGUCCCAGAGGCUGCAGAACUGGGGUCCGCCAAAGCAGUUCAAAGAGAGACCUACAGCCAAAUUGGGACAAACCAGCAUCAUUGUGGAUGACAGAGGCCAUUUACUCCCAGGAUUUAAGAUGAGAGACAGUUCUUGGCCAGACUUCAAAGGCACGUGGGAUCUUCCAGCCCGCCUCCCGGCUCACAGUGUCUGCCCUACAGCACGGUCAGAGCAGGGUCUGAGGCGCCUAAGGGCCUGGGGAGUGACCACACCGCGCAUUACUGAUCCUCCAGCAGAGAGCAGCACAGACACGCAGGCACAGGACGCCAGCACGCAGCAGGUGGGGGAUGUGUGGAAGAUGACGUGUUUAGACACCUGUAGGCUGUAG
Molecule: messenger RNA, 411 nt
Organism: Knipowitschia caucasica
Lineage: Eukaryota; Metazoa; Chordata; Actinopteri; Gobiiformes; Gobiidae
Source: the annotation of a GenBank genome assembly